Bombina bombina (fire-bellied toad) is the source of this 1250-nucleotide messenger RNA. Its product is annotated as WD repeat-containing protein 41-like. The record is from RefSeq and is a predicted model, not a curated record. NCBI's taxonomy places the organism in Eukaryota, Metazoa, Chordata, Amphibia, Anura, Bombinatoridae. Bases 1 to 672 code for a protein of 223 amino acids. Gene Ontology annotation, cellular component: lysosomal membrane. Gene Ontology annotation, biological process: regulation of autophagy. The transcript has 7 exons. Gene Ontology annotation, molecular function: protein binding.
AUGAUAAAUAUCAAUUACUGGAACCUACCAACCAGAAACCGAUAUGAACCUCUUAGACAACGGAAAAAAAUUGAGACAGAGAGAACACCAGAUGAGACACCUAAUGAAUCAGGAACAUCAGGGGAUUUUUUAGGAAUAGACAGGAGACCAAACACAAGAUUUAAGGGGGAAAAAGAAACAGAGGAGCUAGAGGAGGAAAAUCUUGAAAGGGAGAAACGAAAGAGGUUUGCAUCAGCGUGUGAUGAUGGUUCUGUUUAUAUAUGGGAUGUUAAGACAGGAGAGGUUCUGUUUGAACUACAAGGACAUAAACAAAAAAUCACUGCAGUCGUCGUAUUUAAAACAUCUGAACAUUUUGAAGAAAGAAUUGAUUUUAUCUUGACUGCUUCAGCUGACAAAACAGUCAUUGCCUGGAACUGUGAAACUGGACAACAAAUCCAAACAGCAACCGACUUUCAAUCUCCUGUGAAGACACUGACUGUCCUCCAGAGAUUGGAUGUAUGGUUAUCUGGUGGGGGUGAACUGCGCGUUUGGAAUCGGGAGUUCAAGCUCUUGUGUGAGACAGGCUACUUUAUGGAUAGAGGCAUCAGCGCAUUGAUUGAAUUGCCUAAGAAUUGUGUUGCUGCAGCAGUUGGAAAAGAUUUGAGUAUAUCGCAGCCAAAAUCAGAUCACUAAUUUUCAACAAGUUACAGACAACUCUCCCUUGUGCAUUCAACACUCCCAUUAUAUAAUCAUUGAUGACAUCAUGUGGGUGGCACUACGGGAGCUGACCUUCCCAUUGGUUAUCUGGGAAGUCUAAAUCGGAUUGGCCCUUGGAAAUUUCAUUUUUAACAGCCAGAAAGAACCUUCUGGCUGUAGUUCUCGCAACAUAACACCAGGUGGCAGCAUACAGUACAACAUAGCAAUACAAUACAGCAUUUCUGACAUUUUUAAGCAAGUUAAUUUUUUUUUUAUAAAAUGGUUAUUUAAUCAGAUCACACUCUCUGCAUUAAUCAUAUAUAACCCCAAUUACAGAUGGUUAAUAUUAGGUUAUUUUUUCUGAUUAUUCUGAUACCAAAUAUGUUAUAUUAUUAACAUUUUAUUAUAUUAAGGUAAUUUAACACUGCUAAUUAUUAGCUUAAAAUGCAUUACAAUGUUAUCGGUAUCCUGGCAUUUAUAUGUGAAUAAUAGCUUAUUUUUAAUUCAGUAUUGUACUGUAUUCCAAGUGAAUCCUGUCUAUGUAGAUCUGAAAUAAAAAUAAAUGUUAAUAAUCA